Molecule: messenger RNA, 564 nt
Organism: Pyrenophora tritici-repentis Pt-1C-BFP
Lineage: Eukaryota; Fungi; Ascomycota; Dothideomycetes; Pleosporales; Pleosporaceae
Source: RefSeq, a predicted model, not a curated record
AUGACAGACUCUUCAAUUUGGAACGAGGAGGUUGCUGUACCUAAGACGUUGAUCUCGUACGUCGAUCCUGGUGUUGAAGCAAACACCUACUUCUUCUUGUGCGCGUUCCAUGACAUGACAAACGAGGUUCCCGAAGUCUCCGAUUUCCCCGCUUUGGUCGCAAAACUCCACAAGAAAGGAGUGUCGCCAUCUGGAAAAUUUGGAUUCCCAGUCUCAACAUACCAGGGACGCCUUCAGCAGGAUACUACAGAAUGCGACACCUGGGAAGAAAGCUUUUCGCGAGGUAUACGACGGUUCUUCGAGCUUGGAGAAGACUCGCAGGGCUACGAGCAAGAAAUGGCAGAACUACGCGAGGCGAUCAUGGAAAAGGUAAUCCCAAGGUUAUUGCAUCCACUCGAGACAGAAGGCAGGAGUAUCUUUCCUUGUCUGAUGCAUGGCGAUCUUUGGGAUGGCAAUACAUCCGUUGAUGCUGCCAUGGGUAGUCCGGUGAUAUUCGACGCCUGCUCUUCGUACGCUCACCACGAAUGUAAGUCUCAAGUCAAAGAUGUAAUCUUUCCAAGCUGA